Messenger RNA from Thlaspi arvense, 1236 nucleotides. The record is from the annotation of a GenBank genome assembly. Lineage: Eukaryota; Viridiplantae; Streptophyta; Magnoliopsida; Brassicales; Brassicaceae.
AUGUGUGUGGAACAAUCAUUUGAGCUGGAGGAUUGGCUACCAAUCACAGCAUCAAGAAAUGCCAAUUGGUACUAUUCGGCUUUCCACAACGUGACAGCAAUAGUUGGUGCUGGAGUUCUCGGUCUUCCUUACGCCAUGGGACCUGGGGUUGUGGUGCUGAUCCUGUCAUGGGUCAUCACACUGUACACGCUGUGGCAAAUGAUCGAGAUGCACGAGAUGUUUGAAGGGAGACGGUUUGAUAGGUACCAUGAGUUGGGACAGGCAGCGUUUGGGAAAAAGCUAGGAUUGUACAUAGUGGUGCCGCUGCAACUGCUAGUGGAAACGAGUGUGUGCAUAGUGUAUAUGGUGACAGGAGGUAAAUCCCUGAAGAAUGUACACGACCUUGCUGUGGGAGAUAAGAAAUGCACAAAGAUGACCGUUCGACACUUCAUUUUGAUAUUUGCGUCGUCCCAGUUUGCGUUUUCCCUGCUUAACAACUUCAACUCCAUCUCUGGGGUCUCCUUGGUAGCUGCUGUCAUGUCAGUGAGCUAUUCCACAAUUGCAUGGGUAGCGUCAGCGAGGAAGGGUGCAACGGAGGAUGUGAAGCACGGGUAUAAGAAAAGAACAAACUCAGUGGCGUUAGAGUUUUUAAGCGCAUUAGGGGAGAUGGCAUUCGCGUACGCAGGUCACAACGUUGUAUUAGAAAUCCAGGCAACGAUCCCAUCGACACCAGAGAAACCAUCAAAAGGACCCAUGUGGAAGGGAGCCAUUGUAGCAUAUAUCAUCGUAGCUUUCUGCUACUUCCCCGUGGCUCUUGUAGGGUUCGGAACAUUUGGGAACGAUGUGAAAGAGAACAUCCUCGAGUCACUCAAAAAACCCAAGGCACUUGUCAUCGUGGCCAACAUGUUUGUCGUCCUACACCUCCUGGGAAGCUACCAGGUGUACGCAAUGCCCGUGUUUGACAUGAUCGAAUCCGUAAUGAUUAAGAAAUGGCACUUCACUCCUACAAGAGUUCUACGCUUUAGCAUCCGCUGGACUUUUGUUGAUCCCCUGCAUCAUGUGGUUGAUCCUCAAGAAACCAAAGAGAUUUGGUUUAUCUUGGUGUAUCAACUGGGUAGGCAGUCACAACUCUCUUGUGCUGUGCAUAGUUGCAUACUUCUUGGGGUUCUCCUGAUGAUCAUAGCACCCAUUGGCGGGCUCGCGAAACUAAUAUAUCAUAUUAAAGAGGGCAGUCUCGGGCUUUGUACUGAAUAUUAG